This is a messenger RNA of Culex quinquefasciatus (southern house mosquito), 1626 nucleotides long. It is a transcript of the gene p47, whose product is annotated as NSFL1 cofactor p47. Lineage: Eukaryota; Metazoa; Arthropoda; Insecta; Diptera; Culicidae. The transcript has 3 exons. Gene Ontology annotation, cellular component: nucleus; cytosol. The record is from RefSeq and is a predicted model, not a curated record. Gene Ontology annotation, molecular function: ubiquitin binding. The coding region runs from base 161 to 1372 and encodes 403 amino acids. Gene Ontology annotation, biological process: membrane fusion; autophagosome assembly; proteasome-mediated ubiquitin-dependent protein catabolic process.
GAAUUUCGCGAACAAAACCGUUCUGUCAUCGCGGCCGCAGCAAUUUUUGGUCAGCAAAGUUUUGUAAUUCGAUUCCAAGUUUAAUCGCUACCCAAUUCCAUCUUUCCCGUGCCGUAUACGAAUCGCGCGCGCGCCCCGCAUACCUUUUUUCCGAGCAGCCAUGUCCGACAACGAGGAGCUGGUGAAAAAGUUCGCCGACGUGACCGGAGUGUCCGAGGAUCGGGCCAAGUUUUAUCUGGACGCGGCCAACGGGGAGCUGCAGGUUGCGUUGUCCAGCUUUUACGAGGGGGAUAACGAUCCGGCCGAGGGAGGAGCUCCCAUCCCGUUGGACGACGACGACGAUGAUGAUUCGGACGACGACAACGUUCCGAUGGACACGGUUCAGUUUUCCCGUUCAGACGCCAAAGCCAAGGCCAAGAAGGCCCCGAAAUCGUCAAACAUUGCAACUCUGUCCUCGCUGAACGAUUCCUCCUCGGAGGACGAGGACGAAAAGGGUCAGGCGUUCUACGCCGGUGGUUCGGAACGCUCCGGUCAGCAGGUGCUAGGGCCGCCGAAGAAGAAUCCAAUUAAGGAUUACGUGUCGGAGAUAUUCCGGUCGGCCCAGCAGGGUCACAUGGAGACGUUCGACGGCGAUUCCAGUCCGAGUUCGAGCUCGUCGUUGUACGCCGGAAUGGGUUACCGGCUGGGACAGACCGACACCGACCACCAGGCCGUCCCCGACAGGAACCGUCCGUCGGGUAGCGCCGGUGGCGCCGCAUCUGGCCACAAUCACGAGGUGGUCACGCUGACCCUGUGGCGGCAGGGCUUUUCCAUUAACGACGGCGAGCUGCGCCGUUACGAGGACGCGGCCAACAAGGAAUUCUUCGAAUCCAUUAUGCGGGGUGAAAUUCCGGCCGAGCUGCGCUCGAAGGGACCGACCAUGAUUCAUCUGGACUUGAAGGAUAACCGCCACGAGGAUUACGUCAAGCGGUCGGCGCCGUUCCGGGCGUUCGGCGGAAGUGGCCAAACGCUGGGUAGUCCGGCGCCGAACGUCGUGCAGAGCGGAUCGUCGGGAGCGCCGGCGGCAGCAGCAACUCCCGGGGACAAUGCGGAGAACGAGAAGAGUGCCGCCGCCGAGCUGGCCGUGGACGACGCCCAGCCCACGACCACGCUGCAGAUUCGCCUGGCGGACGGAUCCCGCCUGACGGCCCGCUUCAACCAGACCCACACGGUCGAGAACGUGCGGCAGUACGUGGCCCGGUCCCGGCCCCAGUACGCCGCCCAGAGUUUCGCCCUGCUGACGACCUUCCCGAGCAAGGAGCUAACCGACGGCGGCCAAUCGCUCAAGGAUGCCGGCCUGCUGAACGCGGCCAUCAUGCAGCGGCUCAAGUAGAGGGAGCAUGAAUUUAGAGGAGAACUUUUUGGCGCAGUGGAAAUGAAUUUGAUUUUUCUUCCUUUCAUUCUUUCUUUUAGUUGACGCUUAGAAAACGUUCCGAAAAACACGCGCGCCCCUCGAAGGUGUGCAAGCUCUGUCUGAUUUGUAUGAUUUUGAACGAAGUAAAACUGUCUCUUAGUCGAUGACGGAAUGUCAGAAGUGUGAUUGCAAAAAAAAAAGAAUAAAAAUAAAACGCAACUGGUUUAAUUGAA